GCAGAAGUACCUGGCGCCUGCCGCCUGGCCACCGGCAUGGCAGUCCGCGCGACACCGCCACCGGGCUCGCUGCCCAACCCCUCUUUCUUCCCGCCGGAAAUCAAUCUCUCUCUCCACCGGCCACCACCGCGAUCCCCGAGCCGACCGUCCGCAUCCAAUGCGCGAAACCCUAGCCGCCGCCCCACGCCCUCACCAGCCACCGCCACCAUAAGUCCCCCGCUCCCCACCUCGCAUGCUCGUCGCCCCCUUCUCCUCCCUAUCCAUUGCGCGGAACGCCGGCCGCCUCCGCUUUCUCCUCCCCGCUUCCGCUGCUCGCGUCGCCCGGCUCGCCAUGUCGACCGCGCCGCAGGCGGCGGCGGCUGUCUCCGUCGAGUACGCCAAGUCGGGCCGCUCCACCUGCAAGGGGUGCAGCGGGGCCAUCGCCUCCGGGGCGCUCCGCCUCGGCGCCUCCACGCCCGACCCGCGCGGCUUCGACGCCACCAAGUGGUACCACGUCGCCUGCUUCCCCUCCGACGCGUCCCACCCGCUCGGCCCCGUCGAGAGCAUCAAUGGAUUUGACUCCAUUAAGGAAGCCGAUCGCGAGGAAUUGCAUGAGCUAGUGAAGAAUUGUGAUAAUAAGUUACACAAGACAGUCAAUCCAUUGGAUGAGCCUAGUCCAAAGAAAGUAAAGACUCACAUGUCUUCAUCCAUGAAGGGGGUGUCUGAAAAGGCAAGUGUCUUGGUUGAGUAUGCAAAGUCUGGCCGCUCCACCUGCAAGGGAUGCAGUGAGAAUAUUGCCAAAGGCGUCCUCCGCCUCGGUGCUUCUGCUCAUGACCCGCGCGGUUAUGACAGCACCAAAUGGUACCAUGUUGCAUGCUUCCCUACCUCAUCAUACCCCAUAUUUCCUGUGGAGAAGCUUAAAGGGUUUGAUUCUAUCAAGAAUAGUGACCGUGAGAAGUUGCUGGAGUUGGGUGAGAAUUACAAGAGAGAUGGCAAUGCAGCUGAUCAGUCGAGUGAGCCAAGCCUGAAGGAAGAAAUGGUUGACAGCACGGGGAUCUCUAAAGAAGGUGUUCAAAAUAAUCUGGAAGAAGUAAAGUUGUCUGCAGGGAACAAUAGAAUACAUCCAGUGAUAUCCUUUUCAGUUUCUGAUACCAAUAAAGAUUACAAGGGUGCUACACUUCCCACUCAUUGGAGGGCUUUUGAGACAGUUAUCUUCUGUGAACAGGAAGAUGGCCUUCAUGCUUCAGCUAAGAUUGCUGCAUUUGAUUUUGAUGGGUGCCUUGCCAAAACUUCAGUGAGGAUCAUUGGUGCAGACAAGUGGUCUUUACAGUAUAAAUCAAUUCCAAAAAAAUUGCAAAGUCUGUACAAUGAUGGUUACAAACUGGUCAUAUUCACCAAUGAGUCGAACAUUGAUCGCUGGAAGAAUAAGCGGCAGGAAGCUGUUGACUCCAAAGUUGGACGCCUCGAUAACUUUAUCGAGUGUGUUAAAGUCCCUAUUCAGGUUUUCAUUGCUUGUGGUUUAGGGCAAGGAAAAGGUACUCCAGAUGAUCCAUACCGCAAACCAAAUCCUGGAAUGUGGUGGUUAAUGGCUCAGCAUUUCAAUUCCGGAAUUGAAAUCGACAUGGAGAAAUCUUUUUAUGUGGGUGAUGCUGCUGGGAGAGAAAACGAUCAUAGUGAUGCUGAUAUAAAAUUUGCUGAGGCCAUCGGUUUGAAGUUUUGCGUUCCUGAGGAAUACUUCGGUUCCUAGGAGUUCUGAGGUGAGGUCGAUUAGGGCAAGGUGGUUAUGCUAUGAUGGUAUGUAGCUUUUGGGUGUCGAGAAUACUACAGCUAUCUUGAUGUGGAAAUCUGUAUUUGGCUGUUUAAACAGUCUAAUAAUAUCGUAGCUAAUCUGAUGUGGAAAUGUAGUGCUAAAUUGCUGAGGUAAUGGCAUAAUGCAGCAUUCGAGCCUUUAGAACGUUAGGUGCUGUGGCAAACAGGUCCUGGACUCCUGGUCUCAUUCUGUAACGAUCGACAAUCAGUAAUUCUGAUGGCAAUUCGAUCACGCUCAGAUCGAUCGGUGAUCUAUCAUCUA
Molecule: messenger RNA, 2050 nt
Organism: Panicum virgatum (switchgrass)
Lineage: Eukaryota; Viridiplantae; Streptophyta; Magnoliopsida; Poales; Poaceae
Product: polynucleotide 3'-phosphatase ZDP-like
Exons: 15
Coding region: 233-1726 (497 amino acids)
Biological process (GO): DNA repair
Molecular function (GO): double-stranded DNA binding; polynucleotide 3'-phosphatase activity; zinc ion binding
Source: RefSeq, a predicted model, not a curated record